Penicillium oxalicum is the source of this 225-nucleotide messenger RNA. RefSeq lists its product as uncharacterized. NCBI's taxonomy places the organism in Eukaryota, Fungi, Ascomycota, Eurotiomycetes, Eurotiales, Aspergillaceae. The record is from RefSeq and is a predicted model, not a curated record. The coding region runs from base 1 to 225 and encodes 74 amino acids. The transcript has a single exon.
AUGUCCAGGAACAUUCUUGAACGGUGUUUGGCAACCACGAUCGCAAAGCGGGAGAAAAUCGCUCGCCUUGAACGACCGAUGUGGUGUAGAGGUGUGUCAUUGGGGGAGGAGUCGGAGAGAGAGAGAGAGGGAGGGAGGGAGAAGACCCCACCAUCAACGAUGGAUCCAAAGGGGGGCCAGUCACGAGCCACGAGCCACGAGCAUCCGCUGGAGGUGGGAAAUUGA